This is a messenger RNA of Malassezia sympodialis ATCC 42132, 534 nucleotides long. It is a transcript of the gene GNA1, whose product is annotated as glucosamine 6-phosphate N-acetyltransferase. Lineage: Eukaryota; Fungi; Basidiomycota; Malasseziomycetes; Malasseziales; Malasseziaceae. Gene Ontology annotation, molecular function: glucosamine 6-phosphate N-acetyltransferase activity. The record is from RefSeq and is a predicted model, not a curated record.
AUGCCUUUCACACCUGAUUCCGAGCUGGAGCUCGCCUUUCCUGCUGAGCUAAUUCCCGCUGAGCUGAACGAGAAGCUCGAUCAGAAUAACCUACAUGUCCGUCCCCUGGCAUCGAGUGACUAUGCGCGUGGUCACCUCCGAGUCCUUGGUUCGCUGACGAGCGUAGCCGAUCCUGGUGAGGCGGCAUGGAAGGAGCGCUUCCGUAUUUUGAGUCAUUCGAAGCAAUCAGCAAGCCAGUAUUUUAUUACGGUGAUUGUCUCGAAAGACACUGACCAACUUGUGGCCACUGGCACCGUGUUCCUUGAGCCCAAGUUCCUGCGGUCCCUGGCUACCGCUGCCCACAUUGAAGACAUUGCUGUGGACAGUUCCAUGCAAGGCAAAGGGCUCGGAAAAAUCCUCAUCCAAGCUCUUACGGCUCUAAGCGAGAGCGCGGGAGCCUACAAAACACUGCUGGACUGCAGUGACGACAACGUGCCCUUCUAUGUCAAGUGCGGCUACGAGACCAAAGGAGUCUACAUGGCCAAGUACCACUAA